GACGCGGCCGGGAUGGAGGCAAGAGCUGCCCUGUCAUGGACCCCGAGGUGACCCUGCUGCUGCAGUGCCCCCGGGGUGGGCUGCCCGAGGAGCAGGUACGGGUGGAGCUGAGCCCAGCCUAUGACCGCCGUCCAUUGCCAGGAGGGGACGAGGCCAUCGCCACUGUCUGGGAGAAUCGGCUGCAGGCCCAGCCGUGGCUCUUUGAUGCCCCCAAGUUCCGUCUGCACUCGGCCACCCUGGCACCCGCUGGCUCCCUGGGGCCACAGCUGUGCCUGCACCUGGGCCUCACUUCCUACCGAGACUUCCUGGGCACCAACUGGGCCAGCUCAGCUGCCUCUCUGCGGCAGCAGGGGGCCGCCGACUGGGGUGACAGGCAGGCCUACCUGGCUGACCCACUGGGAGUGGGUGCUGUGCUGGUCACUGCCGAUGACUUCCUUGUCCUCCUACGACGCUCUCGGCAGGUGGCUGAGGCCCCUGAGCUGAUGGAUGUGCCUGGUGGGCACCCUGAACCUCAGACCCUGUGCCCUGGCGACAGUCCCCGGCAUGAGGACCUUCCUGGGGAGCUGGUGAUGCGUGAGAUCUUUUCCAGUGUCCUUCGGGAGAUCUGUGAUGAGGUGAACCUGCCACUGCUCACCCUGAGCCAGCCCCAGCUGCUGGGCAUCGCCUGCAACGAGACCAGCUCCGGCCGUGCCAGUGCCACAUUCUUUGUGCAGUGUAGCCUGACUUCUGAGCAGGUGAGGGAGUACUACCUGAAUGGGGGACCCGAAGCUGAGGAAUCCACAGGAGUCAUCUUUGUGGGGACACAGAAUGUCCGCAGGCUGCAAGAGGCCGAGGUCUGGGCCGAGCUGUGUCCCUCAGCCAAAGGGGCCCUUCUCCUCUAUACCCGGGUCCAGGACCAUGCUCUCGCGGCACCAGCCCUGUCGCCCCAGCGCUGAAGACAAUAAAGGCCCUUUUUCUUGGA
Messenger RNA from Echinops telfairi (small Madagascar hedgehog), 961 nucleotides. RefSeq names its product nudix hydrolase 22 (gene NUDT22). Bases 36 to 935 code for a protein of 299 amino acids. The transcript is spliced from 6 exons. NCBI's taxonomy places the organism in Eukaryota, Metazoa, Chordata, Mammalia, Afrosoricida, Tenrecidae. Gene Ontology annotation, molecular function: GDP-mannose hydrolase activity. The record is from RefSeq and is a predicted model, not a curated record.